ACUGAAUUAUAUAUUCCAGGUGUCCAGACAGAGACAACAUUGUCAAGUUUUGAUGUUAGCACAAAAUUAGUUUCUCAUACAGCUGUUGCGUCUUCCACGCCCCUCAAGACUUCAUCAAAGAGACCUUGUCUGGACCUUGAGGAAGAUGAAGAUAUCCUACAGGAAUGCUCUUCAAUACUAACAGCACAAGAGACUGAUGUCACAUUUAAUCCUGCAGAGGCAGACACAUCAAUAACAGAGCCAAAAGACUUGUCAGCUCAGGAAUCCAGCCCUAUUCAAAAAAUUUGUAAAUAUAUUGUCUAUGAGACCUGCAUCAUGGAACUGUUUGAGGUGUGCCCAGUAUGUCAUAGAAGCUGUCAUAUAAGAUCACAAAGGAUUGGAACAUUUCUACGUGUUGAACAACUCUGCCACCAUUGUCAGUUCUCACGGAAAUGGAACAGUCAGCCGAUUUUGGGCAGUACUCCAGCUGGAAACCUUCACCUUUCUGCUGCUGUGUAUCUCAGUGGUGCAUCAUUUUUCACAAUUGAAAAGAUAUUUGCAGCUAUGAAGUUACAUCUUUUCAAGUACGACACCUUUCGUCGUCAUGCACGAAUGUGCAUUGAGCCUGCUAUUGUUUACAAAUGGAGAAACUGGCAGUAUGAGAUGCUACAGCUGUUGGCUCAAAGGGAAAAGGUCAUUGUUGGAGGAGAUAUGAGGGCUGACUCACCAGGGCACUCUGCCAAAUAUGGCAGUUACACAAUAAUGGACCUUGAGACAAACACCGUUGUUGAUGUACAACUCGUCCAGAGUAAUGAAGUGGGAGGAAGUUACCACAUGGAAAAGGAAGGUUUGAAGAGAGGUCUUGACUUUUUGGAUGCUCGUGGAGUGACUCUGGACUGCAUUGUGACUGACCGACAUCCGCAAAUACAAAAAUUCCUCAGGGAACGCAAUGUCAACCAAUUCUAUGAUGUCUGGCACAUAGAGAAAGGAAUUUCAAAGCAGUUGGAAAAAGUGUGCAAGUUGAAGGGUUGUGAGAAAAUACGUAAAUGGUUGCAUAGUAUAAAAAACCACAUCUAUUGGACUGCUGCAUCAUCAAGCAGUGGACCUGAAAGAGUGGCUAAAUGGACGUCUAUGCUAAACCAUAUGCAAAAUAAGCACACACAUGAAGACAGCAAUUUUCCAGCAUGUCUACAUGGAACAAGGAGAAGUCGAGACACAAAAAAGUGGCUAGCUGCUGGAACACUGCCAUAUCUCAAGUUGGAGAAAGUUCUCUCCAACAAGAGAAUUGUGAAGGAUGUUGCCAAGCUAAGUCCGCACUAUCAGACUUCUUCUAUCGAGGUUUUCCACAGUGUAAUACUACGGUUUACACCAAAAAAUGUGGUUUUUCCAUUUCUGGGAAUGUUGUGCAGACUAUACCUGGCUGCACUACAUUACAAUGAGAAUGCCGGGCGUCCUCAAGCCACAACAGCAGCUGGUCGACCGGUGUUCAAAGUGACCUUUCCAAAGGCCAAGAAGGGAGAAUACCGGGUCAGAGAAGUUAAGACACAAGCAACAUUCAGAUAUGUGGAUGACCUGCUGGACCUCAUAUUUGAUAAAGUCUUUGUGGAUCCUGCACCAUAUGUGGAUGAUGUUUUGAGGAUACCAAUACCACCAGCAUUGUGUGCAGAGUUUGACCGGCCAGAGAAGGAGGAGGCCAUCUCUAGUAGGGUAUCUCGCUUUAAUCAAUAG
Carassius carassius (crucian carp) is the source of this 1707-nucleotide messenger RNA. RefSeq lists its product as uncharacterized. NCBI's taxonomy places the organism in Eukaryota, Metazoa, Chordata, Actinopteri, Cypriniformes, Cyprinidae. The transcript has 9 exons. Bases 316 to 1707 code for a protein of 463 amino acids. The record is from RefSeq and is a predicted model, not a curated record.